Molecule: messenger RNA, 3111 nt
Organism: Ailuropoda melanoleuca (giant panda)
Lineage: Eukaryota; Metazoa; Chordata; Mammalia; Carnivora; Ursidae
Gene: SCARA3
Product: scavenger receptor class A member 3
Exons: 7
Coding region: 121-1767 (548 amino acids)
Source: RefSeq, a predicted model, not a curated record
AGCGGGCGGCGCGUAGGGCGGCGAGCGGGCGCCGGCCGACGAGCCGCGGGCUUCACCCCCGGCCACUCCGCAGCUCGAGCCGCCGCCCCGGGGCGCUCCCGAGGCCCCGCAGGAGGGACCAUGAAAGGGUCAGAACUGCACAGCGUUUGGGGAAUGAGGUCUCGGUGUCGCUCAGGCUGCUUCCAGGUCAUUGCCAGAGCCCCUGAGCGCCCCCUGCUCAGUCAGCACCAGCCCGCUUCACUUCUACCCGCUCACCUUGUUGCCGAAGCGAGGUUUCUUGGCACCUGUGGGACCUUUGCUCAUUUCUCCAAGGAGGCAGUAGUGAGGUCGGCCACUGGCGAUGGAGAUGCGUUAUGUGUUACAGAAGAGGAGCUGGCUGGUGACGACGAGGACAUGCCGACCUUCCCAUGCACACAAGAGGGCCGGCCGGGGCCCCGCUGCAGCCGCUGCCAGAAGAACCUGUCUUUGCACACAUCGGUGCGGAUUCUUUACCUCUUCCUGGCCCUGCUCCUGGUGGCCGUGGCCGUGCUGGCCUCUCUGGUUUUCAGGAAAGUGGACUCUCUCUCAGAAGACAUCUCCCUGGCCCAGGCCAUUUAUGAUAAGAAGCUUAUGUCUAUGCAGGAAAAUCUCCAGGGACUGGAUCUGAAAACCCCAAACAACUGUUCUUUCUGCCAUGAGGCUGGGCAGCUGGAGCAAGAGAUCAGAAAACUGCAGGAGGAGCUGGAGGGAAUUCAGAAGAUGCUUCUGGCCCAGGAAGUGCAGCUGGACCAGACCUCUCAGACCCAUGAGUUGCUCUCCACCACCAGCAGUCAGAUCUCCCAGGAGAUGGGCAGUUGUUCCUUCUCUAUCCACCAGGUCAACCAGUCUCUGGGGCUCUUUCUCGCCCAGGUGAGAGGCUGGCAGGCCACCACGGCUGGCCUGGACCUCUCUCUGAAGGACCUCACCCAGGACUGCUAUGACGUCAAGGCCACAGUCCACCAGAUCAACUUCACUGUGGGGCAGACUUCGGAGUGGAUCCAUGGGAUCCGGCGGAAGACUGACGAGGAGACCCUGACCCUCCAGAAGAUUGUCACUGACUGGCAAAACUACACCCGGCUCUUCAGCAGCCUGCGCACCACCUCAGCCAAGACCGGAGAAGCAGUCAAGAACAUCCAGGCCACCCUGGGGGUGUCCUCGCAGCGCAUCAGUCAGAAUGCCGAGAGCAUGCACGACUUGGUGCUGCAGGUCAUGGGCCUGCAGCUGCAGCUGGAUAACAUCUCAUCCUUCCUGGACGACCAUGAGGAGAACAUGCACGAUCUGCAGUACCACACCCGCUAUGCCCAGAACCGCACGGUGGAGAGGUUCGAGACGCUAGAAGGACGCAUGGCUUCGCACGAGAUCGAGAUCAGCACCAUCUUCACCAACAUCAAUGCCACCGACAACCAUGUGCACAGCAUGCUCAAGUACCUGGACGACGUGCGGCUCUCCUGCACGCUGGGCUUCCACACCCAUGCCGAGGAGCUCUACUACCUGAACAAGUCCGUCUCCCUCAUGCUGGGCACCACGGACCUGCUCCGGGAGCGCUUCAGCCUGCUCAGUGCGCGGCUGGACUUCAACGUCCGCAACCUCUCCAUGAUCGUAGAGGAGAUGAAGGCUGUGGACACACAGCAUGGAGAAAUCCUUCGCAACGUCACCAUCCUGAGAGGAAACAAAGAGAGUGGCCCAGUCUUGACAUUCCGUCGGGAAGUCACCUGGAAUGUGCUGGAUUCCUCUAUCCUGCAACUCUAACCAAGUCUUCUUCCUCCCGCCCUGCUUGAUUGCUUUCCUGGAACUUGCCAGGGCUAAGGCAUGAAAGUCUGAACCCAGACGGAGAGGUGAUAGCCUGUGAGAUUUCAGUCACCCGAUUAGAAUCAUGGCCUUUGUCAUCAGGUUGUUUUAAUCCCCACCAGAUUUGCAAAGCCUUGAAGGAACUCCUGGGCUUCCUUCUAAGGAGAGCAAAGGGGCUUCCUGGAGGCCACAGGACUGGGAUAUGUCUAAACCCCCCGCCCCAGGCUUGCCCAGCAUUUCCCAGCGAGGGCCGCCUCACUCCCCUCCAGCUGGGAUAGGACAUGGCCCUGAGCAGAGCCUCCAGACCUUCCUGCGGCCCCUCUUCGCUGGUCAGGGCUGAGCUGGCAACGUGUGUUAUGCCAGCCUGGGACACACCUGUCAAAACAGAGCCAUAGGAGAGGCGAGCAGGGAGCUGACAAACACGGCCUGACCACGCCGUGCUUCCCAGCAGGGCCGGGCUGGGCUGGGGAGGGCCAAGCCAGACACACAGGCAGGCUGCUCAGUGUGCAGCCUCCCAGGGGAUGGCCUGACCUGCAGAAACACAGGUUGCUUGUUGUCCUUGCCAUCACCUGUCCAGUCCCUCUGUUUUCUUUUGAACGCUUCAAAGUGCAAGGCUCUGUGUUUGAUGUGGUAGGAGACGCACAAAGAUUAGGGCAGUGCUCUUAGUGGGGACAACCACCCAGGAGGCCAGAGAAAUGCAGACAGUUGGCUUCCACCCCCACCAGAAUCGCAGACGGGGUGGCAUAGGAGGAGGGACGGGGAGAAAUCCCCAGGGAAUUCUCCUGCACCAAAUAAAAUUUGAGAACCACAGAUUUAAGAGAUAUAGAAAGUGAACUAUGUUGUGUUUUUUUUUUUUAAUUUGUGUAUAGCAUCUCAUCCAAUUCUCACAAACUAAAAGUAUUUUCAUCUCAUAGGUCAGAAAACAAGGCGCAGAAAAGUCAAAUAAUUCACUUAAGGCCUUGUAGACGUUGUGUGGAUUUGAACCCCAGCAUUUACCGAAGCCAGCUAUAGUGAAAUACUUCUUACAGAAUGGUAGGAUUGGGAUUUUAGUCGGGCCUGUGCUUUGCAGCUGAGAAAGCUGAGAUCUGCGGAAACAGACUUGUUCAAGGACCCAGAGCAAGCUGGUGACAAAGCUGGAAGAAGGCCCCAGAUCUCAAGGCUGCCAGGCCUCUCUGGCCCAGCUGCCUUGUCACUAAACGCGUCUGGGGAUUAGAAAGAGCAGUGCAAGAGUUAGAGACAGGACCAUGCUUUCUGCUGUGAAAGCUGGAGGCUUUGCAAAGGAAGCCAGGUGUCCACCUUCCACUA